This is a messenger RNA of Leishmania mexicana MHOM/GT/2001/U1103, 2229 nucleotides long. RefSeq names its product putative polyprenyl synthase. Gene Ontology annotation, biological process: isoprenoid biosynthetic process. NCBI's taxonomy places the organism in Eukaryota, Euglenozoa, Kinetoplastea, Trypanosomatida, Trypanosomatidae. The transcript has a single exon. The record is from RefSeq and is a predicted model, not a curated record. Gene Ontology annotation, molecular function: prenyltransferase activity. Bases 1 to 2229 code for a protein of 742 amino acids.
AUGAGCGAUUAUUGGCCCCAGCACUUCCCACCGAGGGGAAUAGUACCAGAUGCCGAGGUGUAUGAUCAAUUUAUCAGCGCGUCCACGCUGCAGUGGUGGUAUGCCAAUGCGCACCUCACGGUGAAGGGUGAGGAUAAAUCGUCCCUGGCAUUUUUCGCUUCCUUCUUCAGGCAGGCGGGGGACAACUGUCCGACAGCCACUACGAAAUACUACGACGCUUGUGUGUGGGCCCUUAUCGACUUGGAAAACAAGAAAUAUUAUGCGGAUAGCGCGCUCGACCCCGAGUCAAUCGAACAGCUGAAGCUUCGCCUUGAUCCAGCAGUGAUUGGUCGGAACUUGGAGCACGUGGAGCUCGCGCUACUGGAGCUUCUCAACAAGGGGGGUUUGCCGCGCCCAGACCGUCUCCUGAAGGAGAAGGCGGUUUACACACAGCAGCCCUUUAGCAUCACACUGGACGACAGCUGCAUGAUGCGGGUCGCACAAGAGGGACCAGCGCGGCGCUAUACUUUCUCAAUGACGAACGCGGCGGAUGAGGUUUAUGUGGAGGUGUGCUUGGAGACGCAGCAGGAGCCAGUGCUCCAUGGAAAGGACGGACUUGUGAACGGCAUGUACUACUACUAUUUCCCGUCGAUGAGCGUGACGGGGUAUGUUGUGUUAAAGGGUGUGAAGCGCGAGGUGACGGGCUUGGGGUGGUAUGACCGUGAGCUGGAGGGGUCUAACUGUGAGGUCGGCCGCGAGUCCAAGUACAAUUGGUCGUGGCUGUCUCUUCAUGCCUCGAACAUGUCGCAAUUGAGCAUUUUCCUCGUCUCAGGUGACACUGAAUCCGAGGCGAAAGAGAAGUGUCUCGUGGAGACGCGAGCGGAUGGUAGUUGCCAUUUCCACGACGAUGUGAUCAUAGAGACGAAUAAGACGUGGUCAAGCCUUGUUACGUUCAUGCAGUAUCCGUCUGAGCUUCGCCUAUGCUCGGCGUCGAUGGGACUGGACGUGACGAUUCACACGGCCUUUGCUGCGCAGGAGAUCGGCACGGUUCUGGUUGGCGGUGCGGGAUUCUACGAGGGUGUCGUGGAGGGCAGUGGCGUGUGCGGCGGAGACGCCGUGACGCUGCGCGGCUUCUUGGAGUACAAGAGGAGUGUCGCACCGUAUAGCAACACGUUGGAGCUGCUGAAGUGCGUUGGGUCGUAUGUGCAUGAUGCGCUCGAGGAGAUUUAUCCGCUGACCGCGUCCGAUUCUUGGGUCUCUGAGAAUGUACUGGGACGCUAUGCGGUGAAUCGAGGGGCGCCUGCGGACAAGAUCUGUGAAACUCUGUUCCGACCUGUGCGCUCCAUCAUCGACCGUGGCGGCAAGUCGUGGCGUAGCCUGAUCUUUGUGAGCUGCUGCAAUGCGUUGUCUCGUCAGUACUUCGACUGCAGCCGCUACAUUGCGGUAGCCGAGCUGCUGCACGUGGGGUCUCUGAUCAUCGAUGACAUUCAGGACAACUCCGUGGUGCGCCGCGGCGGCAAAUGUGUGCACGUGGAGUACGGCGUUGCGACUGCCAUCAACGCUGGCAGUGCUUGCUACUUUAUGGGGCCGCGUGCCGCCCGCAUCCAGGACCUCCCACCGGAGAAGGCUAGCCGUAUCUACAAGCUUUACUUCGACGUGCUGCUCGCUGGGCACGCGGGUCAAGGCUUGGAUAUCUACCGCCUCGACUACCUGAUGCCUAAAGUCGUAGAGACCGGCGAUACGAGCACGCUGGUCGAUGCGCUCGAUGCGAUUCACACAUACAAAACGGGUGCUGCAGUAGGAGCACUCUGCUCCAUGGCGUGUGUGCUCUGUGAGACACCUACGGUUUUGUCGGAGGCUAUGGAGAGGUUCGGCCUCACGCUGGGUCUCGCAUUCCAGAUCGUUGACGAUGCGCUAAACAUCCGCGGCUUUGAAGGAGAUCUGAAAGAGGAAGCGGAAGACAUUAAGGACGGUAAGAUUACAUACCCGAUCGCUAUUGCGAUGGGCCGUCUUAAGGCCGCGGACCGGCAGGCACUCUGGUCAAUUCUGCAGAAGCCGACAAAGGAAGCGGCAGACAUCCACCAGGCAGUUGAGCUCAUCACGAAAGUUGACGCUACGUCAGAGUGCUUUCUGAUUGCGCGCCACCAGCUUCAGGAGAUGUGGAACUUCCUGGACCCGCUGCUCGAGGACUCCUUUCCGAAGCUGCUGAUGCGCACAUUCUGCUCUUUCCUUGUGGAGCGCACGUACUGA